This is a messenger RNA of Iphiclides podalirius (scarce swallowtail), 663 nucleotides long. NCBI's taxonomy places the organism in Eukaryota, Metazoa, Arthropoda, Insecta, Lepidoptera, Papilionidae. The record is from the annotation of a GenBank genome assembly.
AUGCACUUAUUUGAAUUAAAAGAACAUAUAGCGAAUUUAGCCGUUAUCACUACUAUUUUACAAUUUUUUUCUGGAAUCCUUGUCUGCAAGCAAUAUGUAGUUAAUCGAACGACCGCAGAGGCUUCAUCUUUCCCGUUCAUUGCCGGCAUUUUAUCUGCUGGUAUUUGGCUUUUAUAUGGACUGGCAAAACACAACGAUAAAAUAGUUAUGGUUAACACUGUUGGUGUUACAUUAAUGAUCUCAUACACAGUUGUGUUUUAUAUCUACACAUUUAAAAAGUCUACAGUUUUAAAACAGAUAACAUUUACUGUUGCACUUCUUCUUUUUAUGAUUUGUUAUAUUUCUAUAGAAGAAGAUAAUGAGAUUCUUUUGACAAGAUUAGGGCUUCUAGCCUGUUCUCUUACCCUCAUAACUGUGGCUGCACCAAUGAGUAAACUGCUGUAUGUCAUUAAAGUCAAAUGUACAGAUUGUUUGCCGUUUCCAAUGAUACUCAUGUCAUUUUUUGUAUCCGCUUUUUGGUCAUUAUAUGGAUAUAUUGAUGAGGAUAUUUAUAUUUUGAUUCCAAAUUCAAUUGGAGGAGUAUUAGCAAUGGCUCAGCUAUCCUUAUUUGCAAUUUAUCCCAGUUUACCUCAUUCAUCUGUACCUUAUAAAAGUAUGGUAGCU